Molecule: messenger RNA, 1305 nt
Organism: Pelagomonas calceolata
Lineage: Eukaryota; Pelagophyceae; Pelagomonadales; Pelagomonadaceae
Source: the annotation of a GenBank genome assembly
AUGGGCUGCUCGAGCAGCACGCCAUCGGCGCGGCUCCUUGUGAUCCUAACUUGCGCCGCAAGGACUGCCGCGACCACCGUCAGCGUCACGCAAGACGUGUGGCGAGAGAGCGCCGCCAGCGCCCAAGCUGCCGCGAAGCCGGACUGGGCCGCCGCCGACCGUCAAUGCAUAGCGACGAUCGCUUCCGCGAAACCGCCCUACCUGUCGUAUGACGGACGGGACACGACGGAGCCGAAGCUGUGCCGCGUGGACCACGGCGGUCCCGUCGACGCCGACAAGACGACGGUCUUGAUGUUCGUGAACGCGCCACAGUACUUGGAGCAACGGGGCAACUGGGAGGCCUUCCUCAACAAGGCGUCGUAUUGUAGGAGGACGCGGCGCCGGUUCUACAUCUGGAUCGGCGUGCCCCCUUCAAAUGUCCUGAACGCGCGCGUCGACGCGCCGUGGGCGCGGUGCCGGGACAAGACCCGUGGGCUAGAGAACACGUUGAACGGCGUGAAGAACCUGGCCUUUCUGGCUUUAUUCGACGACCCGUCCAUCGAUAAAGUUAUGUAUAUGGACACAGACAUGUGGGUCUCCUCGGAAGAGAUAGAACCGGAGGCGUACUUCGCGCUGACGGACGCGGACCUGCUGGGCAACCAGAACCGCGUCGGCGGUCCCAAGAUCCCGAUGAACGGGGGCCUCGUCUUCGCGCGGAAAUCGGAAUUCACCCAACAGUUCUUCGCGCUCUGGUGGCGGGGCCGCUGCGGCGCGCACGACCAGCUGCCGCUCUGGGCGACGUUGUUUGCCGCGUGGUCGGCGGCGACGGACGGCGCCUACAGCUUCAACGACGAGCAUUUCAAGAAGUACAGUCACGCGCACCUCGAGGCCGUCUCAUUACUACAAAGGGACGCCAUGUACAUCCGCCAGAAAGCCAAUAUGGAGGGCCCGUACGACGGGGGCAACUUCUCGGCGACGGGUUUGCUGGAUGUGCCUCUGGCAUUGCCCCACGUCCUGCUACUCCCCUCGGCGCCCGUCGGGUCGCUGCCCGCGGUGCGGUCGGACCCCGUCCGCUCGCGGCCGACCUUCGUCUGCCACACGCGCAUCGACAAGGACGAGUACGGCCAGUGCGUCGGCGCGGACGUCUGUGCUGCGGGGAGGUGCGCGCCCUUCCUCGCGCUGACUUCGAAGUCGUCGUUUGCGAUGGGGCGGUUCGUAUUGCUGGGCUUCUUCGUGGCGCUGAACGCGGCCGUGCUGUCGCGGCGGCCGGCGCUGCGGCGGCGGCUCGCGGAGCGGGUGUUGGCGCUUUUUUCUGGGGGGAGGUGA